Molecule: messenger RNA, 300 nt
Organism: Lasiodiplodia theobromae
Lineage: Eukaryota; Fungi; Ascomycota; Dothideomycetes; Botryosphaeriales; Botryosphaeriaceae
Product: Zinc finger ring fyve phd-type protein
Exons: 2
Coding region: 1-300 (99 amino acids)
Source: RefSeq, a predicted model, not a curated record
AUGUCCGAGAACUCGCCUGCCGACAAGACACCCCGCCCAAGAGGGUUUUCAGCAUCCAUGACCCCCGCCAAUAGUGUCGUCUUCGCGUCUCGUCGUGCCAAUGGGAGAGGCCGUCUACAUGGCAGAGGAGCAGCGGGCUGCCCGCCGGGUCACGUCGCCAUGCUGAUGGGCAGCCACAUCGUCUCCUUCGUCUUCGACACGACGCAGCCGGCGCCCAACUUCCUCGUGGAGCAGUUCUCGCGCGGCGACGGCUUUUGGGCCGAGCAGUGCUGGCAGUACCAUCUCAUCGUCCUUAUGUGA